Molecule: messenger RNA, 7193 nt
Organism: Asterias rubens (European starfish)
Lineage: Eukaryota; Metazoa; Echinodermata; Asteroidea; Forcipulatida; Asteriidae
Product: sortilin-related receptor-like
Exons: 44
Coding region: 7-6723 (2238 amino acids)
Biological process (GO): post-Golgi vesicle-mediated transport
Cellular component (GO): Golgi apparatus; membrane
Molecular function (GO): protein binding
Source: RefSeq, a predicted model, not a curated record
AUCAAAAUGGCGUCUGCCGUGAAAGUACUUUUGGGAGUGGGGCUUGUUUUGGCGUUCAUUUCGCCUUUACUUCAAGCCGAAAGGUUUGGCUCCAGAGCCAAAACUCUUCAUCUUCAUUCCUCGAAGAGAAAGGACGAUCUUGGGGAUGGAUUUGUGAGGAUUAGGCGCUCUGAAGACAUGAAGUUUCAAGAGGAAGAAAAUCAUGACAGGGCUAGACGGUCACCCGACGACAGCAGCCGUUUUGGGGAUGUUCACGACAAGGCGAAAGUGACGAAGUUUGACCUGCACGAUCACAAUCCUGAACUCAUCGUCCACUGGGCUGGUAAGAAUAGCGACAUGAUUGUCUGUCUGACUAGACAGAUUACGCAAACCAUUGGCAGCGAGACUCACGUAUAUUUCUCCUAUGACUACGGGAAGAACUUCACUGAGAAGACAGAUCUGUUGUUGGAAAGUGGAGCUAAGGCGGUCUUUGAUAAGUUCUACCACAGUCCUGCUAACAACAUGAGGUAUCUCUUUGUGGACGUCAUCAACCAGCAGAUCUUCUCAACGACAAAUGGCGGGCGGACCUUCAUCUAUUUCCCGUCGCCGGUGGCGAUGACUACCAUCUCGAUGCAUAAGACAGAUCCUAACAUUAUUCUGGGUAUGGAUGAUAACGACAGAUAUAAACGGCUUUGGAAAUCAGAAAAUUUUGGAGGAUCCUGGGUCGCAAUUCAAGAGGAUGUGAAAUCAUUUUGGUGGGGUGAUGAUGUGUCCAGUAAGCCGGACACACUCUACGUGGAACGACAGGAGAUAACAGGAUCUUCAACAGUCGUCAUGUCCGAACAUUACUUUGAUUAUGACUACCGUCAAGAGAUGGUGAUCAGCAAUGUGGUGGACUUUGAGCUUCAUAGCAAUUACAUGUUUGCCACCAGACAUGCGGAUGGUGGAAGGAUUGAUCGCCGCCAGGCUUCUGAUGCUUUAGAUAACCGGCCCAAACUCGAUCUCUUCGUAUCCCACAAUGGUGGGAGCUUCGCCAAAGCAUCAUUUCCAACAGAGCUCGAUAAAUUGGAUUUCUACAUUGCUGAUGCCGACGAGGACCAGGUGUUCGUUUGCGUCAAUCAUGAUAAGAUCAAAACUAAUCUCUACAUCAGUGAGAUCGCUGGAUUGAGCUACUCUCUUUCCCUGGAGAACAUUGUAUACUACAGUCCGAAAGGUCCUGGCAACACCACCUGGCUGAGUCGAUAUGCUGAUGAGGCAUUCGUUGAUUUACAUGAGGUGGAGGGUCUACGAGGUAUCUUCAUUGCCUCUCAGUUUAACUCCACUAAGGAAGAGUUUGUAGAGAGUAACAUGGUGAGCGUCAUCACGUACGACAAAGGAGGGGAGUGGAACCCGUUGGAUCCCCCACUAUCGCAAGAGAAACAAUGCACACCGCCGAGUUGUUCUCUCCACUUGUCGCAGCGUUUCAGCCAGUAUUACCCAGGCUCCCGAUCGGUGCCAAUCUUAUCCAAGGAAUCCGCCCCCGGUAUGAUCAUGGGAACGGGUACAAUGGGGGCGAAUCUGGGCGCCAGUACAAACUUUGACGUCUUCAAGUCGUCAUCAGCUGGGGCAUCUUGGUACAAGGUUUUAGAGGGGCCUCACUUCUUCUCAUUUGGUGACCAUGGGGGCGUGUUAGCAGCUGUCAGUCAGUAUGGAUCCACCAAUGAAGUCAAAUAUUCAGUGACCGAAGGCGAGGGCUGGACUACAGAGGCAUUCAACGAUGAGAAGAUCAUCGUCUAUGGGAUGAUGACCGAACCAGGAGAGAAGACAACAACCUUCACUGUGUUUGGUUCCCUGACUCGUGAACAUAGCUGGCUUAUUGUGCAGAUUGACAUGAAAAAUGCUCUAGGACCAAACUGCACCAAAGAUGAUUAUAAGAGUUGGUGGCCCGGCGAGGAGUUCCCUGGUACCCACUGCCUGCUGGGUAAGAAGAUGGUGUAUGAGCGACGUAUCGCACAUGCUGUGUGCUACAACGGACAGAACUACGAUCGCCCGGUAUCCGUACAGAACUGCACGUGUGAAAGGGAGAACUUUGAAUGUGAUUUUGGGUACAUGGAGGUAUCGGACUGGCAGACGUCUUGUAUACCUGACCCAGAAAGCCCAAUUGAUCCCCAUCAGAUACCCACGCCCUGCCCAGAAGGAUCAUUCUAUCGACGAACCAAAGGAUACCGCAAGGUCGAAGGUGAUUCGUGCAGCGGGGGUGAGGAGUACAUGUAUGAGGCAGAUCAGGUGAUGUGUCCAGUGAGAGAAAUGCCAGAGUUUUUGCUGUACGCCACUCGGACGGAGAUCCAUCGCUACCUGUUGAAUAACGAUCAGGAUGAGAGAUUGAACCUUGGUGUGACUCUACAAGCAGCGAUCGCUGUAGACUUUGAUUGGCAUAGUAACUGUCUGUACUGGGCAGACAUCGUUGAAGAUGAAAUCCAUAAAUACUGCUUGGAUAACGGAAACCACACGAUAAUCGUAGAUAGCCGUAUGUCUACAGUAGAGGGCCUUGCUUUUGAUUGGUUGGCUAUGAACCUUUACUGGGUCGACUCAGGACUGAACAAGAUUGAGGUCGCUCGUCACGAUGGACGUUUCCGUCGGACCAUCGUCAAUGGUUCACUGGACAAACCUCGUGCGAUUGCAUUGGAUCCAAAGAAAGGAAUGAUGUAUUGGACAGAUUGGGGCAGCUCUCCCCACAUUCGUAGUGCCAGCAUGGACGGUAGUAAUAUCCGCUAUGUGAUCUCCACCAACAUCCAUUGGCCUAACGGUAUCGCUAUCGAUGAUCAGACGCAGAAGUUAUACUGGACCGAUGCUUACCUUGACCGAAUUGAGAUGGCCGAGCUGGACGGCUCUCAUCGACGGGUCUUGCUGAGUGAGAAUGUACCCCAUCCAUAUGCUAUAGGGAUUUAUAAGGAUGAAGUGUACUGGGAUGACUGGUCCCAAGAAGCCAUCCUCAAGGCCAAUAAGUACACCGGGGAGCAAAGGUUUACCGUCAAGGGAAAUCUCAGUGGAGUUAUGGAUCUUAAGGUCUUCCACAACGCUUCUCAACAAGGAGACAACCCGUGUAAGGUCCAAAAUGGAGGAUGCACCCAUCUCUGUCUAGCGGUGCCCGGUGUUGGAGUCGGCUCAGUCAGUAGAAAAUGUUUGUGCCCGGAUGACUUCCGGAAGCAGAUUGGACCAGACGGCUCGGAAGCUUGCCUUUGUGACCAUGGCGAAGUACUGUUGCCCAACGGAGACUGCCAGAGAAGCGGUUCAACUUGUGAUCCUGAUCAGUUUCCUUGUGCCAAUCAAAACUGUAUUCCACUGCUUUGGAGAUGUGAUCGAGAUAAUGACUGUGGCGACAUGAGUGAUGAAUUGAACUGCCCCUAUGAAGAUUGUCACAGUGAUGAGUUUAAGUGUGGAACUACUGGACAAUGUAUUCCACUGAGCUGGAAAUGUGAUGGUGAUAAUGACUGUGGUGAUAUGUCCGAUGAGCCAGAAGAAUGCACCUAUGGAACAUGUUCCACUGGUCAGUUUACCUGCGCCAACCAUCGUUGUAUCCCAACAACCUGGGUAUGUGAUCAAGAUGAUGAUUGUCACGAUGGCUCCGACGAGAUGACGUGUUCAUCUGCACCACCUCCCACAACGCAUUACAGCGGGACAUGUAAUUCAAACGAGUUUCAUUGCACCAGUGGACGCUGCAUCCCUGGGAGUUGGAAAUGUGACGGUGACAACGAUUGUGGCGACAUGUCAGACGAGCCGCCAAGUUGUGCCAGGAGGACUUGCAACCAGUUCCAGUUCAGCUGUGUUGGAAACAACACCUGUAUUUCGUUGGGCUGGGUAUGCGACGGUUAUGAUGACUGCGGUGAUGGAAGUGAUGAACGCUCAUGCCCAACCAGUCCAACACAACCCAUGACCACAUGGUGGUUCCCUGAGGGCUCCUGCUCACCCUCUGACUUCCACUGUCUAAACGGAAAGUGCGUCUACGCAAGCUGGAAAUGUGACGGAAUCCCUGAUUGCGAAGAUGGCUCCGAUGAAUUUGACUGCAUGACCGGUGAGCCGACAAUUUCUCCCGACCUGACGUGUUCACAGUACCAAUUUAAGUGCAACAGCGGAGCGUGUAUUCCAGCGAGUUGGAAAUGUGAUCUGGACAAUGACUGUGGGGACUGGUCAGAUGAAUGGAAUUGCCAAGGAUCCACUACGAUGCCAACUACGACGGCUUCCUGUUACUAUUGGCAGGUACCUUGCGGACCAGGAGCGAGUGUCCGAUGUAUCGCCUCCAGUUGGGUCUGUGAUGGUGAUAAUGACUGUGGGGAUGGAAGCGAUGAGAGGAACUGCCCAACAGAUUUGCCAACAGAUUCUCCAAUUGUUUACACCACCAUCACAACUUGCCUGCCUGAAGCUUUCCGAUGCGUCAAUGGGGAGAAAUGUAUUCCGAUGACGUACCGCUGCAACGGGUAUUACGACUGUGAGGACAACAGUGAUGAGCAGGGUUGCACUGUGGGCACUACCACCGAACUACCAUGUCCUGGAUUUAAGUGUUUGAGAAGUUACGGAUGUUUGCCGGCUUACAUGAAAUGUGACGGUAACAUUGACUGUUGGGAUGGAUCGGAUGAAGCCGACUGUAGAAGUGACGAAUACCAAGUUUCCGGUUUCAGUGCUUCUGCCAUUUCGUCUACCUCUGUUAGAAUAGUUUGGACCCCACCUUCCCAUCAACCUGCACUCUAUUCAUACAACAUCACCGAACGGCAAAUUGCUGUUGGUAGCAGCACGGUUGAAAACUCAGUUAUCGUCCCUUCUACAAGUUUGUCUGAUUACAUUUGGGAUAAUCUGAGUCCAGGUUUUGGGUACCAGUUCACGAUGAGUGUUGUCGUUGGGAAUACACACUACAAGCCUGUCGAUUGGUUUACUGUGUACCUAGUGGAAGAUCAAGUGCCUGGUGUUCCAAGAUCUCUUCAAGUUUCGUUGGUGAGCAUAACUACAGUAAAGCUUCAAUGGAGUCCUCCCAGUGUAGUACACGGCCCAUUGACCAGUUACAAGGUGUCGUACAGGGCGAUUGGACAAUGGGUCAUUCAAGACCCAAUUGUAAAGACCGUGCCAGGCACUCAAAGCUCACUGCUGAUUAAUGGUCUGUUAACACAGACGAUGUAUGUGUUCCAGGUGGCCGCUAGCAACGCAGCAGGCAUGGGAUUGUAUUCACCAUCUGUGAAUAUCACAACAACGCUGAAUCCUGAUCAAGAUAUCAUUACAGCUCCUACUGAUUUGUCCGUUGAUGAUGCAACAGAUUCUGGAGUUCAUUUGAAAUGGAAGAAACCUAGAACGUCAGCUGUUGUCAAUUUCUAUCUGAUUUAUUGCGGCAAGUCAUCGAUUGCACAGGACAGACUCUGUGAUAACACCACACAAACAGAGCGCACUGUUACCAGUCUUUGCCCAGGCACCAAGUACGUCUUCUCAGUGAAAGCCGGCAACGCUUACUCCUUGGGUCCACUGUCCGACCGUGUUACUUCAACAACCACAGGGGAUGCCCUUCAACCACCAACCAACCUGACAGCACAAAAGAAAUCAUCUUCGUCUGUCUUGCUCUCAUGGGAUUAUGAGCAGAGAAACAAAGAAAUUAAGGCCUUUGAUAUUUACUACGGGACUUCUGGAUCCCACAUACCAAAGCAGGUGGUAUCAAGUUCAAACCCUUUCUUGGUGACUGGCUUAACGUCUGGAGAGAUGUACUUCUUCCAAGUCAGCAUUCAUUCAGACAGCUGCCCGGACCCUCCGAGGUCAGAGCUAGCCAGUGGGCGAACGGAUUACGAUGAAACUUUGCCGGUUCGCAGUUUGAAAAGGAAGAGUUCCGCCCUGACCUCAAUAACUCUAGCAUGGAAGUCUCCUCGAGAUAUGCCACAAACACUGGGCUACGUGAUCGAUUACUGGCAAAUACUGACAGAUAAAAAACUUGGACCGCCCAGCCACAAGAUCCUCGAGAAAAGUGCAGCCGUGGAGCUGAACUAUACUAUCGUUGGACUGAUCCCAGGUGCUAAGUACCUUGUCAGUGUCCGUAUUGACGCUGAACACUCCAAACCAAUGAAUAUCAGUGCCAAAACAAGUUUGCCCGCUGCACCUGAAGAACUGUACGCUGUACUUGAGGAAUACAACUUUAUUUUCCUCUCCUGGCAGAAAUCAUCUAAUCCAUUCAAUGAGUCUUUGGGUUACACAGUGUUCAUGUCUAAUGUGUCCUACGAACCACCCCAGCCAAUUGAAAAUAGAAAGCGGCGGGAGAAUUUAGGUUGUGAGUACAUGGACACCAACAACAGAACGGAAUUCUUUCAAAUCGGGAAUACUUCGGAGCAUAUCUGGCGUGUGAAGUUACCUCCGGGUAAGACCUUCAUGUUUAGCGUCAGUACGGCUGCCUAUAAAGGGUUCUUCGGAGAGAUGUCAGAGGUGGCUUGUGUGAUGACGUCUUAUGACGGUUACAAACCCGGUCCCGAACCCAUCGGUCCUGUUGCCGGUCGAACCACUUGGAUAGCUGGUAUAGCUGCAGCUGGUGCCCUCAUCCUUCUCCUGGUCGUGUUUCUGGUUUUCUUCAUCGUCCGUCAUCGUCGUCUUCAACGUAGCUUCAUGUCCUUCGCUAACAGUCACUAUGAUCCCCGCUCCGGUACGGCUACGUUCUCUAAUGAUGACGAUAAUGAUCUAGGUGACGAGGAGGAUCAACCAAUGAUACGUGGUUUCUCAGAUGAUGAACCUCUAGUGGUCGCCUAGAGAGUUAGAGAGGAUGAUAACCCAUUCUGUAAAAACACCACAACAUCAACAAAAUAAAAACAAGUAACUUCUUGCUUUAAAAACAAUAUUUUUAGAUAAAACAUUGAUGCAGUAAAAAACGAGAAAUAAAAAAGAAAUAGAUGAGAUUUCAAGUGGUACAUGGAAUAAAGAAACAAAAGAAGAUGAUUUGGUAGUAGUUGCUCUGUAUCAAGAAAGUUGGUAAUCUAAAAAAUAAGUUCAAAUUCAGAGAUAGAUUGGGAAAAAUAUCAAUGUUGAAAUAUAUAAAAUUUAACAAUUUCUGAUGCAGUGAGGAUAAACAUUUCAAGUAGAGUUAAAAAUUAAUAUAGAAAUUAAUUUUAACUUGUUCGUUGGGUACAUUUUUAUUUCUGUGGAGCUGCCAAAAAGAAAAUAAAUUUGCUUACGAGAUUCGUUUAAACUUUAGCAAGAAGUGGCAGGGAACCGGGUACAAA